Molecule: messenger RNA, 2151 nt
Organism: Penicillium soppii
Lineage: Eukaryota; Fungi; Ascomycota; Eurotiomycetes; Eurotiales; Aspergillaceae
Product: putative chromatin remodeling complex subunit (Arp8)
Exons: 4
Coding region: 1-2151 (716 amino acids)
Biological process (GO): regulation of DNA-templated transcription; double-strand break repair
Cellular component (GO): Ino80 complex
Source: RefSeq, a predicted model, not a curated record
AUGGUCGGAAAGAAGUCGGGCAAGGCCCUUCGGGAUGAAGGCCUGGAGCGGACCGACAAUAACAUGGAACUAUCCAGUUGGCCACAGAUCCCAGCAAUCAAUCAGAAGAACUACUACACUGACUACCUGAAAAGAGACGACCAGAACCUCGCAUUUCGACUCCAAAAUGAAGAAGCAAGGACAAGGAUGACCAAGAAAGCAAAGGAUCACGAUCGCGAUCAGGCGCUUCCCAAGACUGAGAACGCGGAGGGCGAUGCCGAAGUAGAUGCUGAUGCCAAUAUGGAAGAUGCGGAGGAGACUCCAGCUGAGGUAAUUGGCUCAAAGGUCAUUGUCAUUCAUAUGGGCAGUCAAAACCUUCGCAUUGGCCUUGCCAGCGAUGCACUGCCCAAGACCCUACCCAUGGUGAUUGCGAGGAAGUCGGCGACCAGCGAGUACGAGGAUCAUCCGGAGCCCAAGCCCAAACGAUUCAAGCAUGAUGAUGGUUCGGAAAUGGAGCCGGAGAAGGAAUUCGGAGCCGAGUGGUCGUCUCAUUUCGGUCGGAUGUCUGCAGAUUUGAAGGUGCACAUGCGACAGAACAAGCGAAGGAUGCUUCCAAACUCGAAGGAGAUGGUGGUGAACUAUAACCGCAGGACUGUGCCCGAAAUCAUUUCUGAACACAACGACCCAAUGCGUGCUGAAUGGACCGAGUUGUCCAAUCCUCCCCCCGAGUAUAUCGUCGGGCAACCAGCUUUAAGGGUACCGGACGAUUCAAAACCUCGAUACAAGCUCUACUGGCCGAUCCAGAAUGGGUGGUGCAAUGAGAAGGACUACGCAAGCAAGAGAGCACUUUUCCUGGAUAUCUCGUUGAUCGUUGAAGAUGCGAUCAAGAAUCAACUCCACUUGACAAGCAAGAAGGAUUGGACUCAAUACUCGUGUGUCUUCGUUAUCCCAGAUCUCUACGACAAAUCAUACGUCACUCAAAUCCUGGAGAUGUUGAUGCGAGAGUUUGCGUUCGCUCGGGUCUGUUUCAUUCAAGAGAGUCUUGCAGCCACUUUCGGUGCCGGAUUCACCUCAGCCUGCGUGGUCGACAUCGGAGCGCAGAAGACCUCCAUCUGCUGCGUGGAAGAAGGCAUGUGCAUCGAGAAUUCGCGAGUUAACCUGAAAUAUGGCGGUCAAGAUAUAACUGAAACGUUUGUCAAAAUGAUGCUACACGACCACUUCCCAUAUUCCGACAUCAACCUGCGGCGCAGACACGAUUUCCUUUUGGCCGAAGAGCUGAAGAAGAAUAUAUGUACCAUGGUCGAAGCGAGUGUCUCUCCACAAGUGUUCGACUUCCACCUUCGCGUAGCAGGAAAAGACACGCGAAAGUAUACUUUCAAGGCAUUUGACGAAGUCCACCUUGCACCAAUGGGUGUUUUCGAACCUGCAAUUUUCGACAACGAGAACAAAAUCGAAGGAAGACGCACAUUGAUCGACGGCUCAGUCGACAUCUACGAAGGAUCCCCCAAUGACCCUACUUCUGCAGCCCAAUCAGAGAUCUUGACUGCAAUUGCUCCUCCGCUGCCCAGUAAUGGUAAGACGAACGGGGAAUCUAAUUCGGGCGCACCAGACGUUCAAGCCACACCAAGCCGCCCCCAGCAUCCGAACGCCUUGAGCAAAGUCCAGGAUCUAGAGGGUACUCCGCGCUCCUCCGUCGCCGGCUCUCCGGUGCCCGAAACCACCGGAACACCCCAAGCAGUGGGUACAAGCACUCCUGCUGUUCCAUCCGCUGCCACUCUGCCUCCACGCCCACCCGCCGUGGAAUAUCGCGAUGAUAUCAUGCCAAUUUUCGGCCUGGACAAUGCCAUCUUGACCUCCAUCGCUCAUGCUGCUCGUUCUGACGAUAAGAAGAUGCGAGACUUCAUUGGCGGUAUCAUGGUCGUUGGUGGUGGAAGUCUGACUCCCGGAUUCCAUGCAUUUCUCGAAGAGAGACUGCAGACCCUUCGCCCUAGCUUUGCGAAGGAAAUCAUGAUCGGGACCCCUCCCAGAGAACUGGAUCCACAGGUCGUCGUGUGGAAGGGAGCCAGUAUCUUUGGCAAACUGAACACCACCAAUGACAGUUGGAUCGGAAGAUUAGAGUAUGAUCGGCUUGGUCCUCGUUUGAUGGCAUACAAGUGCAUGUGGGCCUAUUAA